This is a messenger RNA of Sus scrofa (pig), 3979 nucleotides long. The record is from RefSeq and is a predicted model, not a curated record. NCBI's taxonomy places the organism in Eukaryota, Metazoa, Chordata, Mammalia, Artiodactyla, Suidae.
GCCCCCACGCAGGGACCCGGCGCACAGGCACUUGGCCUUUGUUCUCGCCGCCUGCUGGUCCCCGGGCUCCCUGCAACCACCAGCCUGCCUUCACAGCCAUCCCAGCCGCUGCAUUGAGGAAACAGGCUUCGAGAGGGGAAGUAUCUUGUCCUACAUGACUGCAGAGAGCAGUGGAGCUGGGACCGGCCUCCAGAGUUCUGGUCGGCUCUGAUCUUCUCAUCGGUUGGCCCCCUAGGUCAGGAGGAGAGCGGACAGAGCCAAGUUCGAGGAUAACAGGUAUACCCAUUCCAUGGGGGGAAGGAUUUUAAGAAUUGGAGACCUCAAAGAGCCUGUCACCAAGUUGGCAGGACUAUUGUGUUCAAUAGUGAUUGUUAAAUUGUGGUACCUCAACCGACCAUCGUUCUCUGCUGGGAAGCUGGUCCUGGGAAGGCCAUAAGCCCUGAGGGUCUCCGGAUUGGAACGAGGAAAUUCACAUUUGCUGAGCACCUACUGAUAUUAGAAAGAUCAUAGAUUAAGGAUGAGCACCACAUUUGCUAUCCCCAAGGAGUGUGAUCUGACAAAUAACACAGUGUGGCAGAAUCUGGGAUAGGGCUGGUGAUUCUCUUGGGGGACAGGCCCUCUGGGUAGGCUUCUCAGAGGAGGAAUAUCCCUAGCUGUGGGGAAAGGAGGGAGAGGAGGUAGAGAGGGAUAGGGUCUAAUCACGGUGCGGGUGUGUUGUACGGUGAUUUGAUUCAAUCUCCAAACUCCCAUGUGGAUGGCGCUCAACUCCACUUACAGAGGAGGAGUGGGUGAUCAGAGAGAUUGAGUCACAUUGGCAGGAAACAGCGGGGCUAGAAGUUGAAGCUAGUCUCUGAUUUAGAGUGGGGACUCCUUCCACUGAGCUCCAGACAGACUCUGGGGAGUCCCCACUGGUCUAGGGGAGGACCCUGGAAAGGAGCCGUCCGCGAACCAGAGAAGAGCUGAGGAAGGUGCUUGUGUCACCAAGUGGGGGGUGGGGGAGGGAGAGUCCGUGGCUUUUUCCCUUAGGCUCCCCUCCAGGCGGGACCGAGUCCCUAGACCUCCCACUUCUGCUGCGAAUGUGGGCGGGGCAAAGCCGGCCAGGUGGGGGAGGAGCCAUGUGGACCCGCCCCAACCAUUGUGCUGUGGCGAGUGAUCGGUAGGUCGCGAGCCAAUCAGGAAGCUACAUGCAAAUGAGCAGGCCUGCGGGCUGCACCCAGCGACGUGGCCACCCAGCAUCGAGCAGGGAUAUCGACCAGAUCUGGCGCCUACCUCGCGCGGGAUUGGUGAGCGGGUCGGCAGAGGCCUGGCGUAUGACUGGGCGCUGGGGCCGGGAGGAGGGAGGCGGACAAAACCUAGCCAGAGAUGGGCGGAGACUGGAUGCAGACACCCUCGGGCACCGCCCCGCCCCCGCGACUCCGGACACUGAUGCUGCACAGACGCCCAGGGGCCUCCUAGCAGAGGACAGACCGGAUGCAUGAAGGACUUGGGGUAUGGGGAGCCAGGGACCACCGGCUCCUGGGGCGGUGGACACAGUAGCCAACGGACGGACAGAGACUCGGAUUCGUGUUGGCCUGCGGGAACCCUAACGCUCUCUCCCCUCCUGGCACAGAGUGGAAUUCUCAGCUGCACUGCCGCACUGAUCACUGACGAGACAGGAGGAGGGCAUCGGGCCCGACCACCUGCAGCAUGACCAGCUGUCGCCACCAUUCGGGAUAUUUGGCCGACGACGAGGCUGGUCCCACCACCUACGUUCCUCGGGUGCAGCCACCUAAGAAGCCUCUGUUCCCGGAAAGGGGACCAGCCUCCAAGGUGGGCCACAUGCCACACCCGCCAUCAAUGCAUAGUCCUGUGAGCAGUUCAGGGCUCCGUGGCCAUUGCCGAAACCUCAAGGGCUCUCGACCAUUUAGGAACUUCCUGGAUUUCCUUGUUGAGGGCCAGGUGCUGGACAGCCUGCAGACAGUGGUGGAAGUGGCAACUGAGCGUAUGGCCACCAUGAAGACAGGAGCAGGAUUGCCGCUGGUGGAGAUACAGGACCCAGUGGAGGUGCCAAAGGUUGGGCGACGGGCAUGCAGCCGGCCUAGCCUCAGUACCGUGCACCGGCACCGCACCCGGCCCAGUCUUUGUGUGGGGCACCCCAACAAUUACCCAUCCUGCUCCAGCUCCAUGUCUGACUCCCACAGCAGUUUCAGAGCCUGCUGGCCAGGCUCCCAGUGCCGGGACAGUGCCCUGGAUGCCCACAGCUUGGGCCCACUGCCAGCCGUGAAGGACAGACUCCUGCUGGAGAAGAGCCUCAAACGGCUGCUACAGCUGGAGAACAGGGGGAAAGGCCUGGGGCAGUGCUGCUCCCACAGGGACUCGCUGCCGUGGGACUCGCUUGACAGCCAGGCCAGCAGCCAGUGGACUCCAGAGACGCCCCUGUCCUGGUUCUCAGGGCUGCUGGGCUCGAGCUCGGGCACUCUGGAAGCAUCAGAGCUGGGGCCUGGAGAGCAGGAGCUGGUCUUCCUCAAGCGAGAGUUCAACAAGCAAAUUAAGUCCUUGCUGAGCCAGCCGGUGGCUUUUGACCUGCCUGGCUACUGCGCCAUCCGAGAGCCCCAUCGGACCCUGGACUUCCUGGCUGAGCACCACCUCUUCCCUGCCCUACAGAACGUGGUCAGUCAGGCUGUGGACAAGCUCAGUGGUGCCUGCCGGCGCAAUGGCCGCCCUCUCUUCCCAUCAGAAUGGGAACCCACCACAGAGUCUAACUCCAAGCUGGCCACACCCACCAAUGGAGAGGAGCCCGAUAAUUUGCUGCCCACCACAGCAUCAAGCCCCAAGGUGGACCACAGAAAGAACGUCAAGCCCAGGGGACGCAGCAAGCCCAAGGGAGGUGGCUCCCCUGUGUCCAGCAUUCAAGUGGACACCAGGUUCCGGCUUGAGAUGACACCCACAGGACCCAAGGUCCCCUCACCCCACCUCAGGCACGAGGUAUCUGACAGGGACCCCAAAGUACAAAGACCACCCACACCAGCUUCUGGGCCCCCGAGUUCCAGCCAGAGGUCCCGGCCCUGGCGGAGCCUGCACCUCACUCUGCCUGGCCCUGGGGUCGUGUUGGAAGUGCCCUCCAGACAGACCCACCUCCCAACCCUGGGCUCAGCUUCAUUCACUUCUCCCUGCCCUUCCCCCUCCUACCACCUCCCUGCAUUCUCACCAUACACCUCCGCAGUAAGGGGCCUCUCCCCAUCGCCUGCCACGCUAUGUCCAGAGGUGACCUCCUCAAGAUUGGGGCUAGGGGUCUUAGGGGUGGGUUUGCAGUGGAAGGGCUCCAACAGCCAUCGCUCCUAGCAGCCACCAUCACUGGCAGGUGCCCAAGGUCCAGGCUUCUUGCCCUGCCCUUGUGGAAACCACCUGAGCAGGAAUGAGCUGACAGGGUCCCCAAGAAUCUGAGCCUAGCUCCUGCCAUGUGUUGUCAAAGAUGAAUAAAGGCUAUUUUUUAUUCUGGGUAUUUUUUUUAACGUUUUGCACAUAAAUCUUGGAGGCCCUCCCAUGCAGGGUAGGUCCUGUCCCUCGUGGACAGUAGCCUGAUCCCAGGGUAGGACUCGUGGUCUAGCUCCCUCUGGUCCUUCUGCCCAGGACAGGACUCUACAGUGUGUCCUCCCUGCCCAGUGGGCAUUGCUCAGGAAGGGUAAGGAGACAGAGAUGGCUUCACCCUGGUGGCUCCCCAGCACAGCCCUUGACUCUGCUUUCACCCAUUGAGCCCCAGGCAUGCUUCCACCUCUGAGCCCUGGCCUGGGAGAGGGUGGGUGGUAUAGGCUCCCACUCAGCUGAUACUGUGACUGAGGUCACUGGCCUCCACCCAGGCCUGACCAGUGUGGCCAGCAUGUCAACGGUGUGGUAAGUGUGUUCUGGGCCAAUGCACAGGGCCUGUGCUCACCUCGCCUUCAGGAAGUCGCAGGAUGUGGUAAGGCUGCACCCUGAGUGCAGCACCAUGUGGGUGACCUGG